AUGACUUCUAGCGCAAAGUUGGGUUUCCAUUCUUUUGGCAGUAUAUGGAGGGACUCUGCUUGUGGGCUCACGUAUGCUUCUUACCCUGAGUGGUAUCCCAGAAUAAUGAGCUUUCGGGCGCUAAAACUUUUCGCAGCUCUUUUUGGAUACUUUGCAGACCACUGCAAGUCGCGGAGAGGCCCUUUCACAAUCGGUCUUAUUGCUCUAGGAAUCUCGACGGUGUUUUUCAUGCUGGCAAGGUCUCCGUUCACCUUCAUCCUCGCAAGGGCUAUCCAGGGAAUUUCUGCUGCAGCAACGUGGGUAGUAGGAACUGCUUUAGUUGUUGAUACUGUAAGCGAAGAUCGAGUUGGAGAAGCUCUGGGCUAUACGAGUAUGGCUAUGACAGUAGGAACACUCCUUGGUCCUACUAUCGGUGGCUUAACGUGGGAGAAAGGCCAAAUAAAUGGUGAAGAGCAACCGAAAUCUUCUCAAGCCGGUUCCAAACAAAGAGACGAACAGUCACCUUUGCUCGCCUCUCAAGACGCUUCCAACUCAACCGAUCGUUCGAAUUCACCCAAUAUUUUUCAACUCCUCAAAAUGGGGCAUAUGCAACUUGCAUUGCUAGCCACGGUGCUCUCUACAUCUACAUUCGGGGCUUUCGAGACACUUAAGACGAACUCAAAUGCUGAUUCCACUUUACAGACACUUCCACUCUUUGUAAUGGAGACCUACCAUUGGUCAACAAGGGGAGCAGGCCUGAUAUUCCUAGCUCUGACACUACCGAACUUUGCUGCCGUCCCUUUCGGGAAGUUUGUGGAUAAGUUUGGCGUUCGCAUGAUUGGUCCGGUGAUAUGUCUACUCACAGCCGUGGCAACCGUUUGUCUCCGCUACGUUCAGGAGAACAAUUUGGCUUGCCAAAUUAUUCUUUGUGUGCUCUUGGCCAUUGUAGGGACUAUGUUCAUUUUCGUGGGACUGGCCGCAAUGACAGAAAUUUCCUACUUGGUUGGUCAUCCUGAAGAUGGCUCUCUGGGUGAAAAGAAGUCCGUUUCGCAAGCUUAUGCACUUUAUAAUAUGGCAUUUUCCAGUGGGCAACUUCUCGGGCCCAUAGUUGGUGGGUCUAUCAAGGUCAGUGCUGGUUGGGGAACAAUGACCGUCGUCUUAGGGGUAAUAUGCGCACUGUGCAGCGUUCCCGUUGGACUUUUUGGGGAAAGAUCGAAGCCAAAUAUUCACACAGAAAGACAAGAGAACGAAUGCUGA
This is a messenger RNA of Penicillium macrosclerotiorum, 1236 nucleotides long. RefSeq names its product MFS transporter. Gene Ontology annotation, molecular function: transmembrane transporter activity. The record is from RefSeq and is a predicted model, not a curated record. Gene Ontology annotation, biological process: transmembrane transport. Bases 1 to 1236 code for a protein of 411 amino acids. NCBI's taxonomy places the organism in Eukaryota, Fungi, Ascomycota, Eurotiomycetes, Eurotiales, Aspergillaceae. The transcript has 3 exons.